GGUCAGAGAAGAUGCGCCAGGGUUUUGUCCUGCUCCGCUCUGCUCUGUUACGCCCUUGAAGAUUAAGAUGGAGAUGAUGAUGCACAACUUCAAAUGGAUACGAUGCCCCCUCUUUAAACAGGUGCCUUCUCCUCAUCCUCAUCCUCCUCAUUCUUCCAGACAAUACUCCAAAACCUCCUCAUCUCAACAUCAACACACACACAAACAGUCCAUUAUGCACAAAUUCAAUCAGUCCAUUAUUGCCCUCUGUAAAUCGGGAAACACAAACAAGGCCUGGGACCUUUUACAUUCAGCCAUUACUCAACGCCGUCCUCUCGAUGUCGUAUCCUUCAACACGCUUUUGGGUGGCCUUGGAAACUCUGGUGAUAUCCCUCGAAUCAACACCCUUCUUGCUGAAAUGAAAGAGAUGGAAAUACAUCCAAAUGUUGUCACUUAUAACACCCUCAUAAAGGCUUCGUGUAAACGGGAUCAAAUAGAGGAAGCACUUGGGAUUUUUCACGGAAUGAGGCACGUUCAUUGUUUCCCUAAUAUCGUUACAUACAGCACCCUAAUUGAUUGGAUAUGUAAAAGAGGUAGAGUAGAUGAAGCCCUUGUAUUGUUUGCUGAGAUGAUACAAACUGGUAUUUCUCCAGAUAUUAUUGUGUGCAAUACCCUAAUAAACGGUCUCUGCAUGGUGGGAAGGGAAGAUGAAGCCUUAAGGUUAGUAGCUGGAAUGAAACAUAGUUACUGCACUCCAAAUAUUGUUACAUACAACACCCUAAUUGAUGGGAUCUGCAAACGAGGUAGAGUAGUUGAAGCUCUUGUUUUGUUUGCUGAGAUGAUACAAACUGGCGUUUCUCCUAAUAUUAUUUCAUGCAGUACCCUAAUUAAUGGUCUCUGCAAGGUGGGAAGGGAAGAUGAAGCCUUAAGGUUAGUAGCUGGAAUGAAACAUAGUUACUGCACUCCAGAUAUUGUUACAUACAACACCCUGAUUGAUGGUCUUUGCAAAGUAGAAAGAAUAGAUGAAUCUCUAGGAUUGGUAGGUAAAAUUCUGAUAAAUGGAUUUUGCAAGGCUGGGAAAACAGAAAAAGCCUACAAUCUGUUUGUACAAAUGAUGGAGUUUGGUCCUUUGCCUGAUGUAGUGACAUUUAAUUCAAUUAUUGAUGGACUGUGCAAAUAUGGCAGGAUGGACAAGGCUUGGAAUUGUUUCCAUGACAUGUCGAGAAGGGGUUUACAACCAAAUGUGAUUACUUAUAAUUCUUUGAUACGCAGCCUAUGUGAAUUGCAUGAGGUGGAAAAGGCCCAAAACUUGUUUAAAAAUAUGCUAAGCAAAGGCUGCUCCCCAGAUGUUGUUACCUACAACAUUCUAAUUGGUGAUUUAUGUCAGAGUAACAGGGCAAAAGAAGCAUUUACACUUAUUUCUGAGAUGGAAAAUAGGGGAUAUCUUCCUGAUGUAAUUACAUAUAAUUCACUAAUAUGUGCAUUCUGUAGAACGGGAGAAAUGAACAUGGUAGGAAAGAUUUUAGAGGAGAUGGCGACAAGGGAUUUGAAAACUGAUGAAGUGACAUACAACAAAGUCAUUGAUGGCCUGUGCAAGGCAGGAGAUUUUUCUACAGCACAUUCACUCUUUAAUACGAUGCUAGAUGAAGGCUUGACUCCUGAUGUAGUCACUUAUAACUGUCUGAUUGACGGCUAUUGCAAAAAUGGUGAAUCGGAUAAGGCCUUCAAGUAUUUUUCAAAGAUGAAAGUGGUUGGUAUUGCUCUGACUGUUGUAACCUAUACCAUAUUGAUUGGUUCUCUAUGCAAGGAAAACAAACUUGACAUGGCUCUCUCGAUGCUGAAUGAGAUGAGAACAAAACAUACAAUAAAUUAUUAUGCACCUUCCCUCUUUAAACACAUACCUUCUCCUCAUCCUCAUCCUCCUCAUUCUUCCAAACCAUACUCCAAAACCUCCUCAUCUCAACAUCAACACACACACAGAAACAGGACAAACCCCCUCCUCACAUCACCCACAAAUUUAAUGUCAAAUACUUCACUGAGUAUAUUACUGCCCUCUGUAAAUCGGGAAAGACAAACAAGGCCUGGGACCUUUUACAUUCAACCAUUACUCAACGCCUUCCUCUCGAUGUCGUAUCCUUCACCGCGCUUUUGGGUGGCCUUUCGAAUCAACACCCUUCUUGCUGAAAUGAAAGAGAUGGAAAUACAUCCAAAUGUUGUCACUUAUAACACUGUCAUAAAGGCUUCCUGUAAACGGGAUCAAAUAGAGGAAGCACUUGGGAUUUUUCACGGAAUGAGGCACGUUCAUUGUUUCCCUAAUAUCGUUACAUACAGCACCAUGAUUGAUUGGAUAUGUAAAAGAGGUAGAGUAGAUGAAGCCCUUGUAUUGUUUGCUGAGAUGAUACAAACUGGCAUUUCUCCUGAUAUUAUUGUGUGCAGUACCCUAAUUAAUGGUCUCUGAAAGGUGGGGAGGGAAGAUGAAGCUCUAAGGUUAUUAGCUGGAAAGAAAAAUAGUUACUGCUCCCCAAAUAUUGUUACAUACGACACCCUGAUUGAUGGUCUUUGCAAAGUAGAAAGAAUAGAUGAAGCUCUAGGAUUAGUAGGUAAAAUGUUGCAAGACGGCCAUUUUCUUAACAGCUAUACAUAUAAUAGUCUGAUAGAUGGAUUUUGCAAGGCUGGGAAAACAGACAAAGCCUACAAUCUAUUUGUAUAAAUGAUGGAGUUUGGUCCUUUGCCUGAUGUAGUGACAUUUAAUUCAAUUAUUGAUGGACUGUGCAAAGAUGGCAGGAUGGACAAGGCUUGGAAUUGUUUCCAUGACAUGUCGAGAAGGGGUUUACAACCAAAUGUGAUUACUUGUAAUUCUUUGAUACGCAGCCUAUGUGAAUUGCAUGAGGUGGAAAAGGCUCAAAAGUUGUUUAAAAAUAUAAGCAAAGGCUGCUCCCCAGAUGUUGUUACCUACAACACUCUGAUUGAUGGUUUAUGUCACAGUAACAGGGAAAUGGAAGCAUUUACACUUAUUUCUGAGAUGGAAAAUAGGGGAUAUCUUCCUGAUGCAAUUACAUAUAAUUCACUAAUAUGUGCAUUCUGUAGAACAGGAGAAAUGAACAUGGUAGGAAGGAUUUUAGAGGAGAUGGAGACAAGGGAUUUGAAAACUGAUGAAGUGACAUACAACAAAGUCAUUGAUGGCCUGUGCAAGGCAGGAGAUUUUUCUAGAGCACUUUCACUCUUUAAUAAGAUGCUAGAUGAAGGCUUGACUCCUGAUGUAGUCACUUAUAGCUAUCUGAUUGAUGCCCAUUGCAAAAAAGGUGAAACAGAUAAGGCCUUGAAGUAUUUUUUAAACAUGAAAGUGGUUCGUAUUGCUCCGACUGUUGUAACCUAUAAUAUAUUGAUUGAUUCUUUUUGCAAGGAAAACAAACUUAACAUGGCUUUCUCAAUGUUGAAUGAGAUGAGGACAAAUGAUUUAGUUCCAGACGUUGUAAUAUACAAUACAUUAUUACGCACCUUCCGUAAAAGACAUGACCUUGAAAAAACGUUUUUGGUGAUGGAUCUAAUGAAGAAAGAAGGUUGUGCUCCAAGUGAUAGAACUGUCUGGGCGGGCGCAGGAGGCGGCGGCGCGGGGGCGGCGCAGCUAGCGACGGGCGGCGGGCUGGCUGCGGGCGGGCGGCGCUCGGGCGGGGGUUCUCGGUGGGCGGCGCGGUGGGCGGCAGGCGGUGCAGCGGGGGCGCGGCGGGGGUUACCGCCGGCGGCGGUGGCCGCCGGGCUGCGCGUGCCUCCAAAAGAGGCUGCGCCCUCCUCAAAACAAAAAACCGCUUUUUUAAUAUAUUUUUUUUUGAUUUAG
Messenger RNA from Cryptomeria japonica (Japanese cedar), 3814 nucleotides. RefSeq names its product pentatricopeptide repeat-containing protein At5g65560. The record is from RefSeq and is a predicted model, not a curated record. Gene Ontology annotation, molecular function: protein binding. The transcript has 4 exons. NCBI's taxonomy places the organism in Eukaryota, Viridiplantae, Streptophyta, Pinopsida, Cupressales, Cupressaceae.